AGUUUUUUUUUUUCUCUCUCCUCCUUUAAAACGGCAAGCAGCCGUUGCAUCUAACUGGCGGUGUUCUAAUCAUUUUUGUUUGUUUCGUUGCUACUGCUAAUUUCUUUGAAAACUUGACUUGUGUUGUAGUUCCUAUACUCCUUUCUGUUUUUGUUGUUGUUUGGAUUACGUGUGGGAAUCGGAAACUGCCACAAAUUUCUUCCUCAGAAGGUCUUCCGUCAACCUGCGGCCUUUUCCGUUGCUGACUGUUUCUACGAGUAAAUACUUUGUACGUUAGAAAAGUACGGCCACUGCGCUGCCACCACCAUAUAUAUAUAUACAACUCUACAUUCGCUUUCCCUUCCUGGCUGUUGCACCUGGCUGUUGCACCCACCAGCAGCAGCAGCUGUACGGCUGACAUCCCUCCGAUCCGCACAUAUACACGUGUGCUUGUUUGUUGAUUCUUCCUUUUUUUUUCCUUCGUGCGCCUUCAUUAGUCACGCUCUCAUGGACGUACCGUACGCAACACCGCUCGUUUGGGUGUGCCUCGCGUGUGGUCAGCUGGCCCCGUACCACGCAAGCCCAAAUGACUUGAUGGACAGCGCGAAUGCAAUGGACCUCCCCCUCACCCCAGUCUUAGCCUCGCCUCCUACGUCUCACUUGCCGUCGCCGUCGCUGCCGCAUCGCGUAGGUGGAAUGGCACGUGACCCAGAUGUUGAGCAGCACGGUAGCCUGGAUAGCAGCAACAGCAGCGGUGCGACCAUUAGCGGCGAGAGUGACUCUUGCACAGAUGCGGCGCGGCGACGCUCCUCACGUCACCAAUCACGACGCCGGUGCGGGCUUUCGCGAGAACGCGAACAGUUGUGCGGUAGCGCCGAGUUGGGUGCGCGGCGUUCCGCGCCUGCCGUGUCCCAUCAUCAACGCAGGCAGCCAGGGCAGCGGCAGCCGCAACGCAGCUUUGAAAACAAUGGAUUCAACCACACGGAAGGAGUUGCCGGCGUGCGGGGGGCUGCGCCAAGGACCCAGUACGCCUGCCCAGCGGUCCAAUCGUUGGCAGCUCUGCUCGUGGAGGGGCACCUUGUCGGCUCGCGCGAGAUGCGCUUCUGUGAAAACUGCCGCGAGGUCCGCUGCACCGAACUCCGCAAAGCCUCCGACAUGAUGUCGCACAACGACGUUGGGGCAGACGGGGUUGCUGUGGUGGUGACAGGCAGGACGGAGGUGGCGGACGCGCUUGGGAACGUCGGACCGGUGCGUCACGGCGCCGAAGCGGUUACGCGGCACUCCCAUUCCCCCUUCCCCAGCAGCGACAACACGUACGACAGUAACGUUCCUUCCUCCGGCUUUUCGCACGCCGGUGACACUCGCAGAGUCGUGGGCAACAGCCCAGCAACCUCUGCUUUCUUGUACUUGAGCCACAGGCCCAGCCACGUGAUCAACGACGCUGACGGUGCAGUGGAAGAGAGAUCACCUUCGCCGUGCACGUCGCAGCAAAGUGUUCCGCAGUACGCCACCUCUCCGUCACCGUCUUCGUUUGUCUCCGCCACCGGCGGUGAGUUCCAGAGCAAGCGAGAAAUUCCCUCUGUUCACCUCGUCGUCGCCCUCUCCGUCGCCCGCUUGAUGUUGAAGCUCAAGAACGCAGCGGUGACGAUCAUACGUAACUUUCACCCCCUCUCCCCGUCGCUGCCAGCUCCCCGCGCCCGACGGUGUGACACAUCGGCCGAAGAGGAGGAGGAGUCCGAUGGCGUCAACGGUGAUGCGGCGGACCGACCUUGUCGCUACGUCAAUGGGCAUCGAUGGGCUCACAGCAACAAAUCCGCCUCCCCACCGCCGCAACGGCAUCCACGUGCCCCAGCCUCCACCGCCGCCGGCAUCACCGCAUUUCCCUCUUGCGGCUCUCCAGCGACGUCGUACCAACCGCGACUCUUCCCUUUUCUGAGUAGCUCGCUUGAUGAAGCGGGUUUAGUGGGCGGCGUCGAUUCCAACGGGCUUUCGGGCAACUCGUUCAGCACCACCACCCUUUCCCAACCGUCUCGAAAGCCGCAACAGCAGCAGAAGCAACACUCCAGCUGUUCAAGUCGGAAUUCGAAUCCACCGGCUGAAGAGUACGCGCCCGGUGACCGGGACUUGUCUUCUAUUGUGUCUACGGAGGGUGCUUCCCCAGACACACAUCCGCUGUUCCUGAAGUCCGUUGCUGCUGAAGCGAACGGCGUGGACAACGCUGCAGCGCUCUCCAGCGCGCCACACACGACUACGAUGACGCCUAGCGGCGCCGUUCUGCGACUUCGCAAAGAAAAGUGGAAUUCGAUGAGCGUGCCGGAAGCCUUGUGGAGACUUGUGCUGCCGUCCUUUAGUUCUCCCUUCUUGGGAAGUAACGAGGAAGUCAACCUCCGCUCUUCGCGAGGCGGGUCAUGCCACUCCACGCCGCAACGCGGGGGGAGCAGCGGAGGUGGCGCAGACGGGCUGUGCAGGCCAUAUCGAGGCUUUCGCGGGGAAGUGGAGGAGGCGGUGUGGCGGUUGGACUCGAUGCAGUUGGAGGUGGCGAAGUUGCGUCUGGAACAAAUACUGUCGGAGGUGGCGGCGGAACAGGCGCGCCGAGAGAGGGAGGACAGAAAGAUGUGA
This is a messenger RNA of Leptomonas pyrrhocoris, 2598 nucleotides long. RefSeq lists its product as hypothetical. Lineage: Eukaryota; Euglenozoa; Kinetoplastea; Trypanosomatida; Trypanosomatidae. The transcript has a single exon. The coding region runs from base 487 to 2598 and encodes 703 amino acids. The record is from RefSeq and is a predicted model, not a curated record.